AACUUGGUGGUUAGUCCGCACCAAGUUUAACCUCGAACUCGGCAGCUGGCUAAUGUAAUAGCAGUUUGACAAAAAAUAAACGCAUAGCUCCGUUCAAACGAUUUUAUUUUUUUUUUACAGCGGUUUCGAUGAAUUGGUAGUGGGACUAAUUUCAAUACAUUAAGAAAUCAGCUAGUUUGCUACAGGGCUUCGGAUUGCAGAAGCUUUAGGCCCCAGUAGGCCUCGUUAGCCGGUAGCAUGUAGCUUAGCAUAGCUUAGUUAAUGCGAACAAACGGUAGGCGGCUCUAAAACGCGCGAUUGGAAACGUUUCGUCUCCUAACUCUGUUUUCUAAAAUGAAGCCAUAUUUUUAUGUUAUGAACAAAUAUUUUAGGCUGCUGCUAUGCAGGCGUACAUUGAAUUCUUAAUCCCGCAUAAUGGACUCAAACAUACUGAAUAUAGAGGAGAUAGUAAUGGGCGGAGGAGAGGCUGCUGCCCCUGCUGAACUGCCCUCUGAGAAGACAGAGGAUACCUACACCACCUCCAUUCAGGAACGUGCACCACCUCCUGUCAUUCAGUCAUACCAGCAUGAAAGCCUGCAAUGUUUCCAAUGUUUUAUUACUUUCUGCAACUCAAAAGCCAAGGAAAGGCAUAUGAAGAAGAGUCAUCGGGAAGAGUAUAAACAGCAGCUUCAACAGUGCGAUACUCUGUUCACAUGCUACGUGUGCGAUCGAACCUUCCCCUCCUCUGAGGAACUGACACAACAUCAGUCGACCCACAACAAGGAGGACAAGCCCUUCAAAUGUGCACAUUGCCAAGAAUGCUUCCGCACAUUCUCAGAGUUAACAACACAUCGGCGGCAAGUAUGUCCAGAACGUCAGUUCGUGUGCAAAGAAUGCAACGAGAUGUUUCGAAGCUCUGGACUUUUGCGUAACCAUCGUUUGACCCAGCACCCCGUGCCCAUGGACGGAGAGGAGGCAGAGGAUUCCACUAAGACCUACCGAUGUGGUAAAUGUGGUAGGGGAUUUGAAGAAGAGGCAGAGCUCCUGCAGCAUCAGGAGAACCACGCAGGUGACCGGCACUGCAACGGUAGUGCUGCCGUCAAACGUCGAGGGAGACCACCUAAAACUGAGGCUGUAGCAGCUGGUGAAAAGAAAGCGAAGCAAAAGAAGAAGGAGGAAGAUGCAGAGGGGCCUGAGGAAACCAACCAUUCAGAAGACACUUCUGCAAAACCAGCCACAGCUGAUGUGAAGACAGCAGGACGACGAGGACGCCCAGCCAAAUCUACCCAGGAGCCCAAGGCAGAAGAUGAUAAAGCAGAAAAUGAUGACAAGAAACCAGUUCCUCAGCCUGCUCUGCAGAUCCCUUGCACUGAAUGUGACCUCACUUUCCCUAGCCUGACGCAGCUUCGAGCACAUAAGAAAGAGAAGCACACGCAGCGCAAGCCUCAUGCUUGUGGAGAAUGUGAGGAGAGUUUUAACCGACCUGAGCAGCUGGAGGCCCACAUGGCAAGGGCGCAUAGUGCCGGCCGGCACACUUGCCCCACAUGCGGGAAGAGCUUUGGCAGGGAAAGUAACCUGAAGGCUCAUCAACAGAGCCAUGGAAAAGAAGAGAAGCCAGUCGGAAAGAGAUAAUUCAGUUUGGGAGAAUUUUGAGGGUGUAUGUUAACAGAAGACGAAUUCAAUUUUUAAAAGUUUUGUGUAUAGAAAUGUAGGUGGGGACAGGGUUCACUUUAGAUUUUAAGUUGUAACAUAGCAGGGGAUCCUUCAGCUGUGUGACCCUCGAGACCAACACUAUGUCAACAUGUUAUUUGAAAACUGGAAACCCAAAGGGUAGUGAGUUCACAGUUAACCAAUGGUAACCAUGUUUGGGUGCCUAAUUGUAUCUUGACAUCUGUACAUAGCUUUGGCAUGGAAAGUAACAGGAUUCAUACCAUGACUGAAUUCUCAUUUGUAGGGUAACCAUGUUGUAACUAAUACCAUCAAGAGAAACCCACAGAAAAGCCUUAUUAUAUUGUCUAAGGCUUCACAUUGUUGUUUUCUUUCUUUUUUGGAAAAUUUUAAAGUCUUUUCUAUGAAUCUAAUGUGUUAUUGUUUUUACAUUUAUUUUUAAAAGUGUGUACAAUGGUGAGUGGAAAGAUUUACUAAAUGAUUGUUUUCUGCCGAGAUCGGACUAAAUUUGAUUUCAAAUGUUUGCAUUUUUUACCAGUAUGACUUGAACUUAAAUGUUACCCGCAACUAAGACAGUUCUCUGAUUGAAGUAAAUGUCUGAAUAAUUCAUUGA
Messenger RNA from Onychostoma macrolepis, 2260 nucleotides. RefSeq names its product zinc finger protein 85-like. Bases 415 to 1611 code for a protein of 398 amino acids. The transcript is spliced from 5 exons. The record is from RefSeq and is a predicted model, not a curated record. Gene Ontology annotation, molecular function: DNA binding. NCBI's taxonomy places the organism in Eukaryota, Metazoa, Chordata, Actinopteri, Cypriniformes, Cyprinidae.